AAAAAAAAAAAAAUCCCACAGUGAGUGGAGGGCAAAGACGCAGGGAGCCAAGGCGGUGAAGCAGGAAGGACUGUACAUCUCACUGAUGCACGACCUUAGAGGACGAGCGUGUCGAAUAUAAAACACGUCUACCGUGGGGAGGGUUCUCCUUGUCACAUUGGACGCCAUUAACGUUUUCCACUCCGGACACACUCCUAGAACGCCAUCAUGAACUACCUUCGUCGACGACUGUCGGACAGUAAUUUCAUGUCCAACCUGCCUAAUGGUUACAUGGGGGACCUGCAGCGUGCCGAGCCGACGCCUCAGCAGCAGCAGCAACAGCAGCAGCAGCAGCCAAGUCCCGCAGUGUCUCCGGGCCCGUCGGAGCGGCGCCAGUCCGCCAGCCAGCAGCCGCCGUCCGCGGGGACAGGCACCGGCUUUUUCUCGUCCUUAUCCAACGCUGUCAAACAAACCACGGCCGCUGCCGCCGCCACCUUGUCCGAGGCCGCCGACCGGGCGGGGGUGUCCAGCAGCGCUAAGGUUCUCCUGGUGGUCGACGACCUGCAGACUGACUGGGGGAGAGUUUUCCGUGGAAGGAAGGUCCAGGGCGAAUAUGACAUCAAAGUCGAACAGGCGGAAUUUUCUGAAAUCAACAUGGUGGCUGACUCGUCAGGCACAUACACAGUCAACAUGGACACCAUUAGGAAUGGCCAUAAGGUUACUAAAUCCUUUAAGCCGGACUUUGUGCUGAUCAGACAGCACGCCUACAGCAUGGACAAGAAUGGAGAUCACAGGAAUUUAGUCAUUGGCCUGCAGUAUGCGGGACUGCCAAGUGUUAACUCUUUACACUCCGUCUACAAUUUUUGUGACAAACCGUGGGUGUUUGCUCAGAUGUCGAGACUACACAAGCAGCUGGGACCAGAGGAGUUCCCAUUGAUUGAGCAGGUUUAUUAUCCAAACCACAAGGAAAUGAUUACUUCCUCUCAGUUUCCUGUCGUGGUAAAAAUGGGCCAUGCUCACUCUGGAAUGGGAAAGGUCAAAGUGGACAAUCAAUACGACUUUCAAGAUAUUGCUAGUGUCGUGGCGCUGACCAAGACAUACGCCACCUCUGAGCCCUUUAUUGAUGCCAAGUAUGACGUGCGCAUCCAGAAGAUUGGAGAUAAUUAUAAAGCUUAUAUGAGAACAUCCAUUUCUGGCAACUGGAAAACCAACACUGGCUCGUCCAUGCUUGAGCAAGUGGCCAUGUCUGACAAGUACAGAAUGUGGGUAGACACUUGUGCCAACAUCUUUGGAGGUUUAGAUAUCUGUGCUGUCGAAGCUCUUCAUGGUAAAGAUGGCAAGGAUUACAUCAUAGAGGUGGACGACUGUUCAAUGCCACUCAUCGGUGACCAGCAGGAUGAGGAUCGUGUCCAGAUUGCUGAACUUGUAGUGUUGAAGAUGAACCAGACUGUUACACAUGCCUCCAGCUCCUCCACGAGCCGUACCACAGUGACACAGAAACCAGUAUCUCCUCAGCCUGUCUCCCAACCGAGAGUUCCACAGUCUCAGCAGCGGCCCCCGACUCAAGGUGCUCCUCAGCAAGGUUCCCCUUCUCAGCAGCGUCCCCCGUCUCAGGGCCAACCCCCCGCACAGGCUCAGCAAACUGCAGCUGAUCCAAAUUCCCAGGUUAAGGGCAGCCAAGGGGCUCCUCAGCGAAACCAGGGAGGCUCCCCUCAAGCUCAGAGGCAGCAGUCUGUCACUCAGCAGCAACAAAGACCUCCUCCAGGGGGGGGCGGUCAGAAACCUCAGCAACAGAGACCCGCUCAGCCACCCAGACAGCAGUCACAAAGCGGGCAGCAGAGGCCUCCUGGCCAGCAGGCUCGCUCUGGGGGGGCUACCACCCAGCAGCCACGACCUGCAAGCCAGGGAGUUCCAGGAGGACGCCCCCCACUGCAACAAAAGCCACAGCCCCCACAAAAACCCAGCCAGGACAACUCGGCCGUGGGCGGUUCCCCACAACUGAACAAGUCCCAGUCUCUUACCAAUACCUUCAACAUUCCAGAAACCCCAACGCCGCCGGUCAGCCUUAGCCAGGACGAGGUGAAGGCCGACACCGUACGCAAUCUACGCAAAUCUUUCGCCAGUCUCUUCUCGGACUGAGACGCCGACAUCAUCUUUGCUUACCCCCGGAUCGGUCCUACAGAUGACCUUGAACUCCACUCUCCCGUUUAACAGGAGCCAACGCAAGGUUACGAUAUCCACACAGCCACAUAUUCCAAACUGUUUGAAAACUGAAACAUUCCUUCCCUGGCCACAAUCUUCUGCUAUCACACACACCCACACACAGACCUGUAUAUGCAUGAGCACACACAAAUAAGAAAGACUUCCGUAAAGUCAUACUUGCCAACCCUCCCAAUUUUCCCGGGAGACUCCCGAAUUUCAGUGCCCCUCCCGAAAAUCUCCCGGGGCAACCAUUCUGCCGAAUUUCUCUCGAUUUCCACCAGGACAACAAUAUUUGGGGCGUGCCUUAAAGGCACUGCCUUUAGCGUCCUCUCUCACCUGAAACCUUCACCCCUUAACAGCAGCAUGCUGUCCAGGCGCCCGCUUUUCCUCCAUAUAAUGUAGCGUUGGACGGGUUUAACAAUGGUCUUUACUCGAAGAUGUCAAGAAAUGCUGACACGUUGUAUGAUCUUUUAACUGGUUUAAUGAUAACGUUAAAUUCAAGCACACACACACACACACACACACACACACACACAAGUGAAUGCAAUGCAUACUUGGUCAACAGCCAUACAUGUCACAAUGAGGGGGGUCGUAUAAACAACUUUAACACUGUUACAAAUAUGCGCCACACUGUGAACCCACACCAAACAAAAAUGACAAAACACAUUUCGGGAGAACAUCCGCAUCGUAACGUAAACACAACAGAACAAAUACCCAGAUUCCAGAAAACACAGAGUGAGAUGUUCUACCUCUUGUGCAAAACACAAUUGCAUAAAAAGACUUGACACAUUGAAAUGACUAGUAAAACAUUUAAAAACACAACAAGCAACUUCUAAAACGUUAAAAAUGACUCUAAAACACAUACAAAGACUCCUAAGAGAUGUACAGUGACAUCUAAAACAUGAAUUACUCCUAAAACACAUAACAAGACUCCUAAAACACAUAAUAAGACUCCUAAAACACAUAAAAAGACUCCUAAAAUACGUAAAAAGACUCUUAAAACAAAUAAAAAACACAGAAUGAGGUGUUUGCAUCCUUUUCGAGCACAUACACUUGGUGGCUUUGUAGGUGAACAGUGAACGUGAAUGGAAGACCUGAAGGAUAAAAGAACAUAAAAUGACAUAACACUUUAAAAUGACUAGUAAAACAUUUAAAACACAACAAACAACUUAUAAAACAUUAAAAAUGACUCUAAAACACAUAAAAUGACUCCUAAGAGAUGCACAGUGACAUCAUAAACAUCAAUUACUUCUAAAACAUGUAACAAGAUUCCUAAAACACAUAAGACUCCUAAAACACCUAAAAAGACUACUAAAACACGUAAAAAGACUCUUAAAACACGUAAGAAGACUCCUAAAAUACGUAAAAAGACUCUUAAAACAAAUAAAAAACACAGAAUGAGGUGUUUGCAUCCUUUUCGAGCACAUACACUUGGUGGCUUUGUAGGUGAACAGUGAACGUGAAUGGAAGACCUGAAGGAUAAAAGAACAUAAAAUGACUUAACACUUUAAAAUGACUAGUAAAACAUUUAAAACACAACAAACAACUUCUAAAACAUUAAAAAUGACUGUAAAACACAUAAAAUGACUCCUAAGAGAUGCACAGUGACAUCUAAAACAUAAAUUACUCCUAAAACACGUAACAAGACUCCUAAAACACGUAAAAAGACUCUUAAUACACGUAAAAAGACUCUUAAAACACGUAAAAAGACUCUUAAAACAAAAAACACAGAAUAAGGUGUUUGCAUCCUUUGCGAGCACAUACACUUGGUGGCCUUGUAGGUGAACAGUGAACGUGAAUGGAAGACCUGAAGGACAAAAGCCCCCCUUGCAGCACUAACUCUUCCGGGACGCUACAAUAACAUCCACGGCUUUUGUAGCUCAGUGCACAACUGCACACAAAACAAGAAGGAGACGAAGCAGAAGAACGAAGAAGAGACAUGGUGACGACGAAAAAGAAGAAGAAAUACGCUUGCAUGUUCCAAAAUGACUGUAAAAAAAUAAUUUAAUUUCAUCCAGGACAGCUCGAAGGGGAAGGGGUAUGCUGACUUCACCUCAACCCCGCCCCCGCAACUAUGCCCCCCCAACUCACCUCACCCCACCCCCAAUCUCCCGAAUUGGGAGGUCUCAAGGUUGGCAAGUAUGCGUAAAGUAAGUGUGAUUAUUGGGUGUGGCGUACCAACCAAAAAAGGUGAAAGGCUUACACAAUUGCACACAUACAGUAAGUACAGUACAGUACAGUAGGAUGUCCAGUGUUUGAGCUGUUGGGCGCUCAUGGUGAUGUCGUAGCUGCAUGUCAACAAGGGGGCAAUGGUUGCAUUCUCCAACCCCCCAGCACAUUGGUGCUUGUAACCGUGUUGUCGCCUGUAGUUCAAUUAGCGUAGGUAACAGCUUUGUAGGUGUUGUGUGUUGCCACCACCUCUUUUUUCCUCCAGUUUGGGCCUGAUCUACUAACAAAUACCAUGCGCAAAAAACAGUGUUUGCAAACUAAGGAUGUCCGAUAAUAUCGGACUGACGAUAUUAUCGGCCGAUAAAUGCAUUAAAAUGUAAUAUCAGAAUUUAUCGGUAUCAGUUUCAAAGUUAUCGGUUUCAAAAAGUAAAAUGUAUGACUUUUUAAAACGCCGCUGUGUACACAGACGUACGGAGCAGUCCAGAGCGCCAAUACACCUUAAAGGUACUUCGUUUGCGUGCCGGGCCAGUCAAAUGAUAUAAAUGGCUUUUCACUCUCACACACACACACACACACAUACACACAAGUGAAUCCCACGCAUACUUGAUCAACAGCCAUACAGGUCACACUGAGGAUGGCCGUGUAAACAAUUUUAACACUGUUACAAAUAUGCGCCACCCUGUGAACCCACACCAAACAAGAAUGACAAACACAUUCUGGGAGAACUUCUGCACCGUAACACAACAUAAACACAACAGAACAAAUACCCAGAAACCCUUGCAGCACUAACUUCAAUAUACACCCCCCUCGACUCCCUACCUCCCCCCACCUCAAACUCCUCAUGCUCUCUCAGGGAGAGCAUGUCCCAAAUUCCAAGCUGCAUGUUAAAAAAAUCAAUAAUAAACAUAGCAGCACCAUGUUGGCACUUUUUUCCAUAACUUGAGUUGAUUUAUUUUGGAAAACCUUUUUACAUUGUUUAAUGCAUCCAGCGGGGCAUCACAACAAAAUUAGGCAUAAUAAUGUGUUAAAUCCAUGACUGUAUAUAUCGUUAUCGUUUGAUAUCGGAAUCGGUAAUUAAGAGUUGGACAAUAUCGGAAUAUCGGAUAUCGGUAAACCAUAACAUAGAGUGUACUAUUAGAGGGCGUGUUGCGUGUGAUCUACUAAGACUGUGUACAAUUGAUAACCGGUGCAGACCGCCUUAUUUAAAGAAGGAUUUUGAGUGUACUAUGUAGCUUUCACCAUGGAGACACUCAUUUACUGCACAUUCAUGUUAUCAUGCUCCUACCUGUGGCGUUUUUCUAUGUUUUCAAACAUGCAGCAGACAUUUAUUUACCACUUUUUCUGCGCAUUUUAGAAGCAGUCCUGCAGUGCAUCUAGGAAAGAAUCCACUUUUUUGUGCGCUAAAGGUACGCCGUGGAAGACGCUGGCGCAAAACUGCGAGCGUUUGCUAGAAUAUUCCAGAAGCAAGAAAAUGUAGACGGACUAUAAGCUGCUACUUUUUCACCAAGCUGUGACGGUGCGGCUAAUAUAUGGAUUUUUCUUCACUAAUGGCCAUAAUGUUUGGUUAAAUGUACUUCCUGUUUUGUGCCUUGAACCGGAAGUAUAACAGCGUCCAUUGCAUUUUUGCUCGAAAGAAUUCUUCCUUCAUCACUCCAAGCAAAGUUUGUAAGUUUUACAAUAUAAAGAAAACAAUUCUUACUUACUAAACUGUCCCACGUGUGACGUCUGUAGGAGUGUUUUCAUGCAUAUCUGUGCUAGCUAGCGUCAUUAGCAUUAGGGAAUGUGCUAACACGUUUACAAGUGUUAGUACUGUUUACUUACAAUGUCAUUCUAUUUGCAUUGUUUUAGUUUCGUAAAUUCACCAAAACCUUACCGUGGAGUUAAUGAGUCUGUUUAACCAAUUGGAGAGCGAGCUUCCAGAAACAAACUGAAAACAAUUAAGGUAUGUAAUUAAACAUUUACAAAACCUUUCGUCCCAGUAUCUUUGGUGUAUAGUCCAGUGCAGCUAAUAAUUUUGGAUAUAUUUAUUUAUUGAAAAAGUUGGUGGGUGUGCGCUCUAUAGCCCGGAAAAUAAGGUUUAUGUAUAAAGUUUUUUUUUUCAAAAAGGCCAGCAGACACCAAAACGCAUACAUUUUAUUCAGUUUAAUCAGCCCCUUAAGUCAUCCAGUAGCAAUAUAAAAGUAUAUUGCUGAAUAGGCAAUAUGUUUUAAAUUCUCAUGUUUGACUUACUGUACGUAGGGCGGACCCCCUCCUUUCUCACUACUACAUAAAUAAAGAUGCAAAACAGUGGCCGCAAAACAGUUUUAGUCUUGAUUAAUCGAAUAUAUAAAUACUUAUAUUUCCUUUCUCUCCUCUCUGUGUUGCAGGCGUUCUGAUAAUCAGCAUUUAUUCCGCAUGUUCAUGAAGACAAACAUGCUAAAUUGAUCCUUAUUUUGCACAUUUUGCACACCUGUUUGGUAAAUCACCUUGUUUGCACCUGUUUUAAUACACGCAAACAUUUAGUAGAUCAGGCCCUUUGUUUUCUGUGCACAAAAAGCUCAAAAAAAAAAAAAAAAAACGUCCAAUCAAAUGGAGCUGUCUCAGGGAUGUCCAGUUGAUUGCGAUGUUUGUUUUUGUGCGUCUUCCAUUCCAGUUUUAUGUGAUUGUUUAACAACUAGGGGGGGUAAGCAUGCAUUCAAAUGAGGUGGAGUUUUCUUUUCCUUACUGAAGAUGCAUUUGCACAACGAGUUUACUGCAAAAUUAUACUUGAAUUCAGUGGCACUUACUAAUAAAGUCUAUAUUUUCAGGUUUUAGCCGGACAGAGAAACGACUUAGCUAAGAAAAAAAUGCAGCUGCAGUCCACGUAUAUCAGGGGUCACCAACGCGGUCCCCGCGGGCACCAGGUCGCCCGUGAGGACCAGAUGAGUCGCCCGCUGGCCUGUUCUAAAAAUAGCUCAAAUAGCAGCACUUACCAGUGAGCUGCCUCUAUUUUUUAAACUGAAUUUAUUUACUAGCAAGAUGGUCUCGCUUUGCUCGACAUUUUUAAUUCUAAGAGAGACAAAACUCAAAUAGAAUUUGAAAAUCUUAAAAAAUAUUUUAAAGACUUGGUCUUCACUUGUUUAAAUAAAUUCAUUUAUUUUUUUACUUUGCUUCUUAUAACUUUUAGAAAGACUAUUUUAGAGAAAAAAAUACAACCUUAAAAAUGAUUUUACGAUUUUUAAACACAUUUUACCUUUUUACCUUUUAAAUUCCUUGCUCUUCUUUCCUGAUAAUUUAAAUCAAUGUUCAAGUAUUUUUUUUUUUAAUUGUAAAGAAUAAUAAAUACAUUUUAAUUUAAUUCUUCAUUUUAGCUUCUGUUUUUUCGACGAAAAAUUUUUGUGGAAUAUUUCUUCAAACUUAUUAUGAUUAAAAUUCAAAAAAAAAUUCUGGCAAGUCUAAAAAAUCUGUGGAAUCAAAUUUAAAUCUUAUUUCAAAGUAUUUUGAAUUUCUUUUAAAAUUUUUGUUCUGGAAAAUCUAGAAGAAAUAAUGAUUUGUCUUUGUUAGAAAUAAAGCUUGGUCCAAUUCAUUAUAUAUUAUAACAAAGUGCAGAUUGGAUUUUAACCUAAUUAAAACAUGUCAUCAACAUUUUGAAAUGAAUCUUAAUCAGGAAAAAUUAGUAAUGAUGUUCCAUAAAUUAUUUUUUUUAUUUUUUCAAAUAGAUUCAAAUUA
Messenger RNA from Nerophis ophidion (straightnose pipefish), 8037 nucleotides. RefSeq names its product synapsin I (gene syn1). Gene Ontology annotation, molecular function: ATP binding. The transcript is spliced from 14 exons. The record is from RefSeq and is a predicted model, not a curated record. Lineage: Eukaryota; Metazoa; Chordata; Actinopteri; Syngnathiformes; Syngnathidae. Gene Ontology annotation, cellular component: synaptic vesicle; synaptic vesicle membrane. Gene Ontology annotation, biological process: neurotransmitter secretion. The coding region runs from base 208 to 2118 and encodes 636 amino acids.